AUGCAGCCCUUCUCGAUUGCAUCGCCCUCGACGUGGGCUCUAUUAGCCCUGCCGUUCCUCUCCUCUGUACUCGGCUCGCCGUUGCUACAGCAGCGCGCAAAGGGGCCAUGGAAAGGUCUGGAUACCAACUUCCCGGAUCCUAGCUUCAUGAAAGCCGCCGACGGCAAGUGGUAUGCCUUUGGCACCAACGGCAAUGGCAAGCGCGUGCAAGUUGCCCGAUCUGACGACUUCAAUACCUGGACUCUCCUCGACGUUGAAGCCCUGCCAACUCUGGCAUCCUGGGAGACCAACAUCGACCACUGGGCGCCAGAUGUAGUCAUGCUGGACAAUGGAAAAUAUGUCAUGUACUACUCAGGUGAAGCAAAGUCAGAUCUGCGACACCACUGCGUCGGCACAGCCGUCUCAGACAAGCCUGCUGGUCCAUACGUGCCAAACGAGACACCACUUUCCUGUCGUCUGGACCGGGGCGGAUCCAUCGAUCCAUCCGGCUUCAAAGACAAAGACGGCAGCCGAUACGUCGUCUUCAAGGUCGACGGCAACAGCAAAGGCCACGGAGGAGACUGCAACAACGGCGUCGAGCCUCUCGUCGGAACACCUAUUCUCCUACAAAAAGUCGGCGCGGACGGAUUCACUCCCGUCGGCGACGCAGUCGAGAUCCUCGAUCGCAACACAGCCGAUAACGAUGGUCCACUCGUCGAAGCGCCAAAUCUGAUUCUACACGGCGACACGUACUUCCUCUUCUACUCGACGCACUGCUUCACUGAUCCCAAGUAUGAUGUUCGUUACGCGACGGCGUCUAGCAUCACGGGUCCGUACACCAAGAAUAACAACCCGAUGAUUAGCGCCGCCAACACGGGUCUUCUUUCGCCUGGUGGUGGUACAGUUUGCGGCUGCGGUGAUCGUAUGCUGCUACAUGCUUUCUGUACCGAGGAGAGGACUGACAGGUGCAUGUAUGUCGCUGAUGUGAAUAUCAGCGGGAAGACAGCAUCACUUGCUUGA
This is a messenger RNA of Penicillium olsonii, 999 nucleotides long. The record is from the annotation of a GenBank genome assembly. NCBI's taxonomy places the organism in Eukaryota, Fungi, Ascomycota, Eurotiomycetes, Eurotiales, Aspergillaceae.